UGGAAAGUUUGGUAUUAAAAGUGAUGUUUUCGGCACCUAAUCCGAUGUAUUCAAAUAAAGAUUAUUUAAAUUGUAUAGAUUACGCAAAAAUACAUUAUGGAGGAAAACAUGUAAGAGAUGCUCCAUAUUUAAUUAUGGAACAUCCAUUUUGUAAUUCAGAUGUAUAUUUGAUAUACUUUCAUGCUAAAGAUGAAGAUAUGUAAACAGUAUAUUUUUAUUCUAUAGAAAUUAUGCUUAACAAUUUAUUUAUGAGAUCUAAUAAUAUUGUAAAUUCAACGCCAUCAUAUCAGAAUAUCCAGGUUAUGGAAUCUAUUAAAAUGUUAAUGCACAUGAUUAAAUUGUAGAAUAAGAUGCAAUUUAAUUGUUUGAUCAUAUUCAAGAUAAGUAUAAACUUAAAAAUAAUCAAAUCAUUGUUUUUGGAAGGUAUAAAUAUUAAAUUUAAAUUCAGAUCAAUAGGAACUGGUCCUGCUUUUUAUAUAAAUAGUUUAAGAUAAUCCAGAGCAGUGAUUGUACUUAGUCCAUUUACUUCUAUUAAAGAUGUUGCUAAAUAAAAAACCUUUGAAUGGAUAGCAAAUUUAAUACCUUAAAAAUUUGAUAAUUUAUAACGUGCUUAAUUUGCUAAAUCUCCAAUGUUAUUAAUACAUGGAGCACAAGAUGAUAUCAUUGAUAAAUCACAUACAGAAACAUUAUUUGACCAGUUUUAUUUUAUUCUAUUUUUUAGAUUGCCUAAUAAAGUGAAAAUUAAAUCUUAAAUAAAAAUUAGGCCAGACAUGACUCAUAAUGAUUUUAUAUUUGAACAUGAUAUCAUUACUCCUAUUUAAUAAUUCUUUCCUGAUCUCAGUAUACCAUAAAGAUUUAGAUAUUGA
Paramecium sonneborni is the source of this 866-nucleotide messenger RNA. NCBI's taxonomy places the organism in Eukaryota, Ciliophora, Oligohymenophorea, Peniculida, Parameciidae. The record is from the annotation of a GenBank genome assembly.